Molecule: messenger RNA, 967 nt
Organism: Pseudoliparis swirei
Lineage: Eukaryota; Metazoa; Chordata; Actinopteri; Perciformes; Liparidae
Gene: pitpnab
Product: phosphatidylinositol transfer protein, alpha b
Exons: 12
Coding region: 1-858 (285 amino acids)
Biological process (GO): phospholipid transport
Cellular component (GO): cytoplasm
Molecular function (GO): phosphatidylinositol transfer activity; phosphatidylcholine binding; phosphatidylcholine intramembrane carrier activity
Source: RefSeq, a predicted model, not a curated record
AUGGUUUUUGACGCACCGGUCGUGAUUGACAGCCGGGCCGAGGAGACCGGCCGGACCGGCAAUCGAGUGAUUCUUCCUAUCUCUGUGGAGGAGUACCAGGUUGGCCAACUGUACUCUGUAGCUGAGGCCAGUAAGAAUGAGACGGGCGGAGGAGAAGGAGUGGAGGUGCUCAAAAACGAGCCCUACGAGAAAGAUGGGGAGAAGGGACAGUACACACACAAGAUUUACCAUCUGCAGAGUAAAGUGCCGUCAUUCGUCAGAAUGUUGGCUCCGGCUUCGGCUCUCAACAUCCACGAGAAAGCCUGGAACGCAUACCCAUACUGUCGCACAGUCAUCACUAACGAGUAUAUGAAAGAUAACUUCCUGAUCAAGAUUGAGACGUGGCACAAACCUGACACGGGACACCUCGAAAAUGUUCACGGUUUGGAUGCGGAGACCUGGAAGAAAGUGGACGUAGUCUACAUCGACAUCGCAGACCGAAGCCAGGUGGAUUCGAAGGACUACAAGCCAGAGGAGGACCCCUGCAGGUACAAGUCAGUGAAGACGGGCCGAGGCCCUCUCGGACCGGACUGGAAGAAGGAACUUCCCAAGAAGACAGACUGCCCACACAUGUGUGCCUACAAACUGGUCACGGUCAAAUUCAAGUGGUGGGGCCUGCAAAAUAAAGUGGAGAGCUUCAUUCAGAAGCAAGAGAAGCGUCUGUUCACGAAUUUCCACCGUCAGCUGUUCUGCUGGAUCGACAAGUGGAUCGACUUGAACAUGGGAGACAUCCGUCGCAUGGAGGAGGAGACACGCAAGGAGCUCGAUGAGAUGAGAGUGAAGGACCCAGUGAAGGGGAUGGUGGCUCUAGAGGACUGACGUCGUGGGGGACCGUGAAUGCUGCUGCUAAUCAGACCAGACAACCCAGAAACCAGCGGAUUCACAUCCUACGUCUAUUCCUCCAGACACAACAUCUGACCGGCUGGUC